Molecule: messenger RNA, 5475 nt
Organism: Cydia splendana
Lineage: Eukaryota; Metazoa; Arthropoda; Insecta; Lepidoptera; Tortricidae
Product: zinc finger protein 358
Exons: 18
Coding region: 199-2463 (754 amino acids)
Source: RefSeq, a predicted model, not a curated record
ACUUUCAAAGUUUUUGUCGACAUUUUAUUAUAACCAAUUUUCAAGUAUUGAUACGUUCUUUGAUUGCGUCAUGUAAACGUAUAGUUAUAUGUUAUAGCUUCGAUUAUCUCGAAAUUCAUUGCGAUUCGUGAUUUAGAAGCUUUGUUCAUCCAAAUAUUAGUAAAAAUCGUUAUGGAUGGUACAUAACAAAAAACCAAAAUGGAUGGUGAAGGUGAAGAUUUCAAUCUCCACUGGGAGGAGGAGGAAGUGGAGUCAAAGCACAUCCCAGGUGUAGUGGCUUCAGAGGUCAUCUGUGGCUUAGAUAAUGUGCAAGCUGGUUCUUACUCCAAUAUGAGCUCAGAAGUUAUCAUACAAGACACAGAUCAGAUAGCAGCGGAGAAUCUGAUGUUCUUGUCCCAGGAUGUAGUCAGUUACACGGAUGCUGCCGAGUUGGCUGUGGACCCCAGUGUGGAGUGCGUUACAGAGGAGGUGAUCACGGAUGACUGGACUGAGGGGCAGGACAGUUUGUAUAAUUUCAGAGUCGAGGUUCCAUUGGAGCACUUUACGAACCCAGUAUUGGACAUAAAAGAGGAAAAUGAUAUUGAUGUCCCACUUCCAACAGAUCAGGACCAGUACACAGCAAUGCGACCAUGGCCAUGCGACUUCUGCUCACGGCGGUUCCGCAAGAAAGCCGCCCUGAUGAACCAUAUGGUGGCCCAUCAGAACGACCGGCCCCACGCCUGCAACCUUUGUGGCGUGCGCUACGUACGCAAGUGCGAUUUGAUGAAUCAUCUUAAGGUGCACGCUAUGGUGCCGGACAACGCGGACCCGGUCGACUACGAGGACGUGUUAGAUAACAGUCAAGUAAUAAAACCAAAGAAAAAGCGAGGGAGACGAAAAAAGAAUCCCGAGCCAGUGCCUGAAGAAAACGGAGACAUAUGGGAGAAUAUGACGUCAGCGCGCACCAUGCAAUGGUCCCGCCGCGCGCGCUCGCCGGCGCGGCCCCCGCGCUCCCCGCCGCUGCCGCCGCCGUCGCCGCCCUCGGAGCCCGAGCCCUGCCCGCCGCCGGCCGACCCCAGCCGACCCUUUGUCUGUAGGCAUUGUGGGGUCGGCUUCGCGAGGGAGAAGGCGUUGCAGUCACACUCUAGGAUACACGGAGGAGAUUCGCCGAUAGAGUGCGGCACGUGCGGCGAGCUGUGCUGGUCGCGCGAGGCGCUGGCCACACACGCGCGCCAGCGGCACCCGCACCAGCCGCCGCAGCAGCCGACCAGGGAGCCCUACGACUCCAACUCGGGUGACGACGACAUGGAAUACCAGCUGUCGCCUCUAGCCGACAGCGGGAGCGAGCGAGCCGUGUACGACACGCAGCGGGGCCCCGAGCUGUUCUGUCAAGAUUGCGGCGUCGCCUUCCAGCGGGCCGACCUGCUGCGUCGGCAUCAGGCUGCCGCUCACAGUCACAAACGUCACGACAGCUCGUCGUCGACGUGGGCGGAGCACUCGUGCGACGUGUGCGGCGAGACGUGCGCGGACGCGCUGCAGCUGCUCGCGCACGCGGAGCGCCACGCCGACCGCCCCGCGCCCUCCAGAUUCAAGAGGAUGUCACGGGGAAGAAAUAACACGUCUUCGAGUGGUUCGCGGCAAUUCCCCUGCAGAGAGUGUGGCAAAGUAUUCGGCUCGCGUAGCUCCCAACAAAUCCACAUCCGAAUACAUACCGGCGAGCGACCUUACGCCUGCCGGUUCUGCUGGAAGGCCUUCGCGGACGGUGGCACUCUGAGGAAACACGAACGUAUACACACCGGCGAGAAGCCGUACGCGUGCGCGGUGUGCCCCCGCGCGUUCAACCAGCGCGUGGUGCUGCGCGAGCACGUGCGGAGCCACCACUCCGCGCCCGACCGCCGCGCCAACGGUGGUCCCUCGUUUUGCUGCGUGGUUUGCGGUCGUACGCUACACUCCAGUGCAGAGCUGGUGCAGCACCUUAUUCAACACUGCGACGCCAACACCGCGCUAAAGCGGCAGCCGCAGACCGGUCCCCGGAAAUACAAGCGGCGGCGGAAAAUCAAGUCGGAGCUGUCCCCGCGGCACUCGUGGGAGCGCGGCUCCCCCUCCCCCCCGCGCUCCCCCUCCCCCUCCGCCUCCGCCUCCCCCCCGCCCGCGCCCGCCGCGCCGCCGCGCCGCCGCCGCCGCGCGCCGCCGCCCCGACCCAAGAUGAUACACACCGAGGUGCGCCGCGCCAAACCCAGACAGGUACGAGGACGACGGCCGCCGCGGCACCCGGCCGACGACCUGCGCGCCAUCGCGCCGCGCUCCGCCACGCCCUCCCCCUCCCCCGAGCCCGCGUCCGCGCCCUCCCCGCCUCCCAAACAGUCCCCGCCCUCCUCCCCGCUAGCCUCACCUCAGGAAGGCGGCCCGUUCAGGUGCGAAAUGUGCUCCGAAGAAUUCCCUCGCCGCGACGCGUUGUUGUUACACGUGCCGGUGCAUAUAUGACGCAGCCGACCGAAGCGGCAGAGGCCGCGGCUAUCGCGCGAGAAAAGAGCUUGAUGAGACAACCGAGCGAGCCAACAGCUGUGAGUCUCUGAAAUGUGUACAUUUUAGUUUAGCAAACAUGGUUCCGCGAUGGAGACAUAAGGCGUUCUCUUUCAGAUACCAAUAAACAAAUGAGAUGAAAAUAGCCUUGUCUUUCUUGGCUGAUUAUACUAUGGUCAGUUUCCGUAACGACCUUAUGAGUGGUGUGAUUCUGUACGAUCAUAAGAAGAUUCAUACUUGAUUCACCGUAAAUCUGGAUGAGACUAGUUUGUUGAAGGGUCUUAAAACUGGAUAAAGGUCUAAUUUAUUUAAAUAAAUAAAUUUGGCCCUGUUCAUAAUCACUGAGUUAGAUUUGCCAUUACUUGGUAAUCUUCCCUCCAUCCUAUAAAUAACUCAAGUAGUCGAAGACUGAUAUCGCUUCGCAAUAAUUUAGCAGUUUAUACCCUAUAAUAGAUAUGUGUUUGUGAUUAGAUUGCCACCUGGAGCCCAUUUCUCGAACGGUAUUAGUCUAAUAUUAUUAGUGUGUUGCCAUGGUAACCCAUAUAAUUUGACAGUUCGUGGACUAAUAAUAUUAGUCUAAUACCGUUCGAGAAAUGGGCCCCUGGACGCGCGCGACGAUGAUAGUCUGAUAUCACUUAGCGUGAAAUUGCCUUAGAACCUCUUAGCAAUCCAGUCAUUGUUGUAGUAAAAACAUGUGAAGCAUAUUGAUGUAAGCGACUGUCGCACAAGACUUCCUUUUUUUUAAGAUCGACCCAAAUAGCCAUCUAAAUAUGCAUAAUGUAUAUAGAUAGAAUAAUAUUAGACCCUAUUAAAUCUAUGUUUCAGCCGCGAUCGGUAACAGUAAAUAAGGGUUAUUUAACAAUAGUUAAAAAUUAGUUAUAUAUGAUGCACGAAUAAGUAGUUGAAAAAGUGAUGUGAACGUAUAUUUUCUAUCUCUCUUGCAUUUUGAAGUCUGCCUAAACUACUGUCAGUCUUAUGGAAAAAUAGAUAAUUACUUAUAAGUCACGGUCAAUUCAUAAAAUAAUAAUGUGUACCUAAAUAAAUAGCUAAAAUAAAGUAAAGUGAAUCUCCUUUAUUUCCAAAAUGAAUGUAAUAGUGACAGAAAUGUGGCGGUCUUAUACAAAUUGUAAGGUAUAUGAUAAAAGCUGGGCUCACUGUGUGACAUAUCUAUUUAAGAAACUUAAUACAGAAAAGAUUCAUAUUGGACCACAACAUAACAAGAUUACAGCCAAAGGCGUAGUACCCGAGCAGCAUACAUCGCUGUCGUCGCCAUUGUUAGUAGCUCGGUUCGCGUUUAGGGCCGUCAGACCACUGUUACUUUUUACACUGUGCUAUCGCCUUGUGGUAUUGGGAUUCCCAAAAUUCGAGACUCCUGGGAGCUGUUUUAUAAAUGCCUAUAACACAAGCGAACGUCAUUUUCUACCAAAAAAAUACCUCCGCUUAUUUUACAGAUAUUUAUGAAUCCGUACUAUCUUUAUGAUACAUAUUAGAUUGUAUGAGUGUUUGUGAAUUUGUUGAUCGUUGUGUAGUGCGUGAUGUUCGCCUUUUCUACCUAUCUAAUUGUAAGGUAUGAAAUAUGAAUCAAUACAUGUACAGAGCGCCUACCGCGAAUCACGUUCUACAUCUUGCCUCCCGGUCACACUUACGUACGAAUUUACAAGUGCGACAGAGAGGCAACACGUCGAACGUGGUUCGUGGUAGGCCCUCUGUUGUUUCCCACUAUUGUCGUUAGAGUUAGACCAAGAAAAGUCUGCAGCGAUUUUGAUAGCAUACGCAGUGCCAGUGUUAUUUAUACGUCAUAAUUUCAUAGAAGUUUGACGUUUAAAAUGACCCUUGCACUGCACUCUAGUUGGUAGAAUGUGACAUGACUCAGCCAAAAUACUAUUAAUAAGUCUUAUUAGAACUCUCCUUUACACCCCUUAAACGUGUUGUGCCCAACCAUAAGGAUCGUUUGUAAAGGGCGGCUGGCAUGCAGAUGCCAUUCAAGUCUUUAUUGACACCCGUCAAUGUUCCUUUAGCUUGGGAAUGGCACAAAUAGCAAAUGUUUAGAGUUAGACCAAGAAAAGUCUGCAGCGGUUUUGAUAGCCCACGCAGUGCAAGUGUUAUUUUAAACGUCAAACUACUAUGAAAUUAUGACGUAUAAAUAACACUUGCACUGCGUGGGCUAUCAAAAUCGCUGCAGACUUUUCUUGGUCUAACUCUAUGAUAAACCUGUCAAUUGUUGUAAAUAUUAUUAGUUUAGAAACAGUGAUGAGAGCUCGAGGCUAGAAUUUUGGAACUAAUAGUUCUGGGACAUUUACUUAUCGUGACAUUGAAUGAUUAUGUUUGUCUGUUUGUAACACUGUUGCCUAUAUUACUAAGACUCCAUAUUAUGUUGUCGUAUUGAUUGUAUUGUUGUAUUUUAUUAAUGGACUGAUUUAUAAAAUAGACGAAACUGUACAUAAGUGUGUAGUUAGUUUGCAAUACUAUACUUUGUUUAGUACAAAAUGGUGUAUGUUUUGGGGUUCUUUAACAGUUUAUAUUUGCUUUUUUGUGAUAUAGCCAUAAAUAACUGGUGGUUUAUGUAUGUGCCAUAGGAGGUUGGCGUCGGACACCUAAAAUGUAAUAUUAUAUCAUUAUCAAGAAUCAAUUCGUAAUGGUGCAAUACAUUCCCCAACAAUGUUUAGCAACCAAUGUGUUAGCAAUGUUUUAUUUUUUUUUAUCAGAAAAAAAGUUUAUUAAUAUUUUCUUCAAAAUUUUAAGAACUUGUUUCAAUCAUGUUUUUAAUGCAGAAUAUUUUAUGAUAUUUCAUAAAUAAAACCGUUGCAAUUUUUCUUAGCUUUUUAAAAUGUUUUUAUAUAAGUUUCACCCAUUUAUUUCAACAUUUAUAAUAAUUUAAUGUUAUUAUGCAUACAUCACUGAUUGUCAUGAGCAUAACCAAAUGUAACUAUUGACUUAAUGUUGUAUACCUAAGCAAUAAAAUUAAACAGUCCA